GCUGUCUUUUGUUUGCUGGUUGGUCUUUAAUCAAAGUUCAUGAUCAUACUCAUACCUUACUGUGUAGUACUCUGUGCAAAAAACUUGGUGAAAAAGGAUUUUUUCCGACUUCCUGACCCAUUUGCGAAGGUGGUGGUUGAUGGAUCUGGACAGUGCCAUUCUACAGAUACUGUGAAGAAUACGCUCGACCCAAAAUGGAAUCAGCAUUAUGACCUGUAUAUUGGAAAAUCUGAUUCAGUUACAAUCAGUGUGUGGAAUCACAAGAAAAUCCAUAAGAAGCAAGGUGCUGGGUUUCUUGGUUGUGUCCGUCUUCUUUCCAAUGCCAUCAACCGCCUCAAAGACACUGGUUAUCAGCGGUUGGAUCUGUGCAAACUUGGGCCAAAUGACAAUGAUACAGUUAGAGGACAAAUAGUAGUAAGUCUUCAAUCCAGAGACCGAAUAGGCACAGGAGGACAAGUCGUGGACUGCAGUCGUUUGUUUGAUAACGAUUUACCAGACGGACCUGCAUCUGAAUAUUCUAGCCCCGGCAGACCUCUUAGCUGCUUUGUUGAUGAGAACACUCCAAUUAGUGGAUCAAAUGGUGCAACGUGUGGACAGUCUUCAGAUCCCAGACUGGCUGAGAGGAGAGUCAGGUCACAGCGACAUAGAAAUUACAUGAGCAGGACACACUUACAUACUCCUCCAGACCUACCAGAAGGCUAUGAGCAGAGGACAACACAGCAAGGUCAGGUGUAUUUCUUGCAUACUCAGACUGGUGUGAGCACGUGGCAUGACCCCAGAGUGCCUCGGGAUCUUAGCAACAUCAAUUGUGAAGAGCUUGGUCCUUUGCCUCCUGGAUGGGAGAUCCGUAACACUGCAACAGGCAGAGUUUAUUUCGUUGACCAUAACAACAGAACAACACAGUUUACAGAUCCUCGGCUUUCUGCUAACUUGCAUUUAGUUUUAAAUCGGCAGAACCAGCUGAAAGACCACCAGCAGCAGCAGCAGCAGCAGCAGCAGCAGCAGGUGCUGUCACUGUGCCCGGAUGACACAGAGUGCCUGACCGUGCCGAGGUACAAGCGAGACCUGGUGCAGAAGCUGAAGAUCUUGCGGCAAGAGCUCUCCCAGCAACAGCCUCAGGCUGGCCACUGCCGCAUCGAAGUUUCCAGGGAAGAGAUUUUUGAGGAAUCAUAUCGACAGGUUAUGAAAAUGAGACCAAAAGAUCUCUGGAAGCGAUUAAUGAUAAAAUUUCGUGGAGAAGAAGGCCUUGACUAUGGAGGGGUUGCUAGGGAAUGGCUGUAUCUCCUGUCACAUGAAAUGCUGAAUCCGUACUAUGGCCUGUUCCAGUACUCAAGAGAUGACAUCUACACUCUGCAGAUCAACCCUGACUCUGCAGUAAAUCCGGAACAUUUGUCAUAUUUCCACUUCGUUGGACGAAUCAUGGGGAUGGCUGUGUUUCACGGACAUUACAUCGAUGGGGGCUUCACUUUGCCUUUCUAUAAACAGCUGCUUGGAAAGUCGAUUACAUUGGAUGAUAUGGAGUUGGUUGAUCCAGACCUUCACAAUAGUUUGGUGUGGAUACUGGAGAAUGAUAUUACAGGUGUUUUGGACCAUACCUUCUGUGUUGAGCAUAAUGCAUAUGGUGAAAUUAUUCAGCAUGAACUUAAACCAAAUGGCAAAAGUAUCCCUGUUACUGAAGAAAAUAAAAAAGAAUACGUCAGACUGUAUGUGAACUGGAGAUUUUUGCGAGGCAUUGAAGCUCAGUUCCUGGCUCUGCAGAAAGGAUUCAAUGAAGUAAUUCCACAGCAUCUGUUGAAGACAUUUGACGAGAAGGAGUUGGAGCUCAUUAUCUGCGGACUGGGAAAGAUAGACGUCGGGGACUGGAAAGUGAACACGCGGUUAAAACACUGCACCCCAGACAGCAACGUCGUCAAGUGGUUUUGGAAAGCUGUGGAGUUCUUUGAUGAAGAGCGGCGAGCACGGUUGCUACAGUUUGUGACGGGGUCGUCCAGAGUGCCUCUGCAGGGCUUCAAGGCACUGCAAGGUGCCGCGGGCCCCCGGCUCUUCACCAUCCACCAGAUCGACGCCUGCACUAACAACCUGCCCAAAGCGCACACGUGCUUCAAUCGAAUAGACAUUCCGCCCUACGAAAGCUAUGAAAAGCUCUAUGAAAAGCUGCUAACAGCCAUUGAAGAGACAUGUGGAUUUGCUGUGGAGUGACGAGUCUCAAGGCCUUUCCCGGGACUAUUUAUGCCCCUGACCGCCAGCCUGCCUUCAGCAGUUUCAAAGAAUGCUGAAGUACAGGAAAACCCAUCUCCCUCCUUCUUUGAAGUUUUAGGACACUGUGAGGGGAAAGGACAAUGUUGAAAUUCCUUUUCAAGGAAAAAAGGUCUUUGUGCUUUGCCAUGAGGACACACUCAGCUG
This is a messenger RNA of Octodon degus (degu), 2403 nucleotides long. It is a transcript of the gene Smurf2, whose product is annotated as SMAD specific E3 ubiquitin protein ligase 2. Gene Ontology annotation, molecular function: protein binding; ubiquitin protein ligase activity. Gene Ontology annotation, biological process: negative regulation of BMP signaling pathway; ubiquitin-dependent protein catabolic process. The transcript is spliced from 18 exons. NCBI's taxonomy places the organism in Eukaryota, Metazoa, Chordata, Mammalia, Rodentia, Octodontidae. The record is from RefSeq and is a predicted model, not a curated record. The coding region runs from base 40 to 2199 and encodes 719 amino acids.